AGUUCAGUCUCUUGUGUACUGCACAGAUAAUAGUAUCAUAUUCAACAUUCCCAGGGAGAGAGAGAGAAAGAUUUGCAGAAAUGCAGAGAAAUUUGAGUCUUGCUGUUGAAGAAGGUGGAAGUGAUGAUUCCAAGUACGACGAAGAUGGUCACAUCAAACGAACUGGAAAUGUGUUUACGGCGAGCGCUCACAUCAUAACGUCCAUAAUUGGGUCGGGAGUUUUGUCUCUGGCAUGGGCUAUUGCGCAGCUAGGAUCCGUCGCCGGACCGGUGGCUAUGGUGGCCUUCGCCGUCAUCACUUUGUACACCUCGCUCUUGCUCGCCGACUGCUACCGGUCACCGGACGGCAAACGGAACUACACUUACAUGGACGCUGUUAGAACUCAUCUAGGUGGCAUGAAGUUCAAGCUUUGUGGGCUAGCUCAAUAUGCUACUCUGAUUGGCCUCAGCAUUGGAUAUGCCAUCACCACAGCUUUAAGCUUGCAGGCAAUUGCAAGAACCAACUGUUACCAUUUCCAUGGCCGAGGCACUGCGAAUUGCAUUCCAUCAAAACGAAACUUCAUACUCAUGUUUGGAGCAGUGCAGGUUCUGCUUAGCCAGAUUCCAAAUUUUCACCAGCUUUCCUUUCUCUCCAUAGUUGCUGCCAUCAUGUCUUUUGGUUACUCCUCCAUUGGGCUUGGCCUCUCUGCAGCUCAAAUCGCGAGUGGAGUGGAAGUGAAGUUGAGUGCGACGGGGGUGCCUGUUGGAGCGAACCAUUCGAUCAAAGACAAAAUGUUUAGUACCUUCUCUGCAUUGGGAAACAUUGCCUUAGCCUUUGCUUUCUCUUUUGUUCUGAUUGAGAUACAGGACACGUUGAGAUCUUCCCCGAGAGAGAGGAGGGCGAUGAAGCAGGCGACGAGCGUUGGAAUCCUGGUGGCCAGCGUCUUCUACUUGCUGUGCGGGAUACUGGGAUACCUGGCAUUUGGAAAUCAUGCUCCUGGGAACCUCUUGACAGAUGAUCAUGGUUUCUACGAGCCCUUCUGGGUCGUCGACUUGGCCAACGUUUGCAUUAUCGUGCACCUGGUUGGAGCCUACCAGGUGUUUUCGCAGCCAUUUUUUGCACUGGUGGAGUCCUGGAGCAGAACAAAAUGGAUGGGAUCUCAGUUCAUAACACAAGAACACACUGUCCAUAUCCCAUUUGCAGGAGAUUGGAGGUUUAGUCCUUUCAGGCUGGCAUGGAGAACAGCAUAUGUAGUGUUCACAACUGUUGUGGCCUUAAUCUUCCCUUUCUUCAAUGCCAUUCUUGGCCUCCUGGGAUCCAUUGCUUUCUGGCCUCUCACCAUUUACUUCCCCAUCGAAAUGUACAUUUCGCAGGCAAAGAUCCCGAGACUCUCCUUCACAUGGAUUUGGCUGCAGAUUCUGAGUCUCUCCUGCUUCGUCGUCUCAGUUAUUGCUGCAGUCGGAUCAGUUCGGGAUCUAAUCGAUUCUGUCAUGCAUUUCAAGCCCUUUGAAUAGAACCCCAGAAGCUCAUGGCUCAUAUAAUUCACAAUACAAUCUUCUGAGAAGUGUGGCAGAAACACAGAAAACUUCACAGUAACUCAUCAUCUGCUGUGGAAGGACUAACUAGCUUCUGAGAACUCAGGCAGGGAUAUAUACAAUGUAUAUUGUAUAGAGAGUCAAUAACAAGUUAAAUCUCAUAAUAAUAUAAAUUUAUUGUUUUAUGAUGGGUCAAAAUAAGUUCAUAUGUCUCCGGGUGUAAAUUAUCUUGUCAAGUUGAAUGAAAGUUAGACAAUCUAAAAUUGUUGGAAUAUUACAAAGAAUUGUAGUGAUUGAA
This is a messenger RNA of Ipomoea triloba (trilobed morning glory), 1812 nucleotides long. RefSeq names its product amino acid permease 6-like. The transcript has 7 exons. Gene Ontology annotation, cellular component: plasma membrane. The record is from RefSeq and is a predicted model, not a curated record. NCBI's taxonomy places the organism in Eukaryota, Viridiplantae, Streptophyta, Magnoliopsida, Solanales, Convolvulaceae. The coding region runs from base 81 to 1493 and encodes 470 amino acids.